Aedes albopictus (Asian tiger mosquito) is the source of this 2754-nucleotide messenger RNA. Its product is annotated as protein MCM10 homolog. Lineage: Eukaryota; Metazoa; Arthropoda; Insecta; Diptera; Culicidae. The transcript has 3 exons. The record is from RefSeq and is a predicted model, not a curated record. Gene Ontology annotation, cellular component: nucleus; nuclear replication fork. Gene Ontology annotation, molecular function: single-stranded DNA binding; DNA replication origin binding. Gene Ontology annotation, biological process: DNA replication; DNA replication initiation. The coding region runs from base 363 to 2750 and encodes 795 amino acids.
UUAGACGCUAGAUUGCAUCGCAACCUAGCGAUUUAUGACCAAAAAGUGCAACCAUACUUGCAUCUUGUCACUUUAAUUUGAAGAAGAGAGAGUCGAUGAAGAGAACUCUCUCAUGUUACUUUCGCCCUUAUUUAAACUCAAUCUAGACUUACCCAUUUCUUUUGAUAAUGUUUGCGUUCUGGGGAUACGCCGUUUUCAAAUGUUACGCAACACCGUAUCGAGUAGAGAUGUAAAUGGUCACUUGAACCGGUCGAAUCGGUUGGUUUCUGAAAAGGCGCGCAAAAUGUAAACACACUUUCUGACGAACUGCUCAGUAAUUUAGUGUACAAGAAAUUCCAAAGUGAGACGCAUUAAUUGUGAAAAUGUCGUCCUCCAACGGUCAGAACAAGGAAGAACAAGAAUCGCUUGAAAUGGACGAAUUGGAGCAGUUAUUGCUAGCGGCGGAAUCCGAAGAAACAUCCUGUGUGAAAAUAGUACCUUCACCUACUGGUUCCGGUGUCAUAGCGAACCAGGAAGGAAGCAGCUCCUCAACCGUGAAACCCGUCCGUAAAACUGCCUCACUCUCACUAAGUGGUUCAACAUUUUUACAGGAGGCAGAAGGCAGUAACAUAAAAACGGACAAGCAAGGUAAAACCGGUAAAAAAUCGUCCAGUGCGGUACAUAGUGGUGACACGGACUCUUCCGACGAUGAGGAAGUGCGGAAUUUUCUCGAACGCAAGUACGACGAGUAUGGACGAGGUAUUAAUGCACUGUUGAAACAAAAGGAAGAGGAAAGAGUUGAUUUCCAAAUUUCGAAUUUUAUCGAUCGAGCGCUGAAAAAAGCUGAAGAUGAAGUUUCUAAGCUGCCGAAGAAGGAGACACCGAAACCCAAAACCAAGGAACCAAAGCCAACGGAAGACGUACGACCUUUUCCGGGAGCAGAGAUGGUUGAACCUGCACUAGUGGUUUCCAGAAAUACAAUUCCAGAUGUAUUCCAGAAAAGCGUUUAUACCGAUCCCAUCUUUGGCAUCCGCUUGGUGCAUCCAUUGAUCUCGAGCAGCGUCCUUCAGGAGAGAAUGCAAGGUAGGAAACCGGUUCCCAUGAGCAAAAUCAAGUACCACAUCGAGCAUGGCAACCUAAAGGAAGACUGGGCCAUGGCGGGAGUGGUCCUCAGCAAAAGUCCUCCGAAAACGACCUCGAAGGGCGGCCAGUUUUCAAUCUGGAAGUUGAGCGAUCUGCACGGGGAAAUUAAAAUGGUCAGUUUGUUCCUGUUCUCCCAGGCCCACAAGGAUUUGUGGAAAACGGCCGAAGGGAUGGUCAUCAGUAUUCUAAACCCGGGGGUGUUGGACCGCAACGAGGACAAAAAUAUUGAGGCGGUGCUGUCGAUCGAUAAAUCUGCCAAGGUGAUGAUCCUUGGCCAGUCGAGGGACAUGGGGACCUGUCGCAGUCGGAAGAAAAACGGAGAUCGAUGUACGGCCGUGGUGAACUUGGACAAGUGCGAAUACUGCGUUUAUCACGUGAAGCAGGAGUACAACAAGGCUUGCAAUCGGGGCGGGCUCAUUUCAUCAACGGCUGGACGGGGACUGAAUGAGCUGCGGAAUAAAGUCCUGGGAAAGAAUGAGGUGUUUUACGGUGGUCAAAGUUUCUCAGCUGUGAAAGCCAAAAAGAAUCCCAAACAAGUGGAAAAAGACAACCACCGAAUGAUGACGCUGUCGGAGUACUACCAGUCACCGUUCCAGGGCAGCUCACAGUCUAGUUCAUCGGCCCCGUCCUAUCGCCAACAACCGAAUGGCGCCCCAAAAAAAUCUUCGGCUGCUAGAUUAGAACUGAACGUAAAACAGCGUGAAAAGGAUAUGGAACGCUUGAAGCAACUGGGCUUGAGUAGCAGUGAAGGAUCUCUAUCGUUGACUAAUGGGUCAAAAGAAGUUUCCUCCGUACAGAAGGUGACGAAAGUGGAACCCACUAUAGCGCCCACCUCUCGCCCUUCUGUGCCCAAUGGAUUCGAAAACAGAUCAUUUAGCUUGGAGACCAAACAGGCACCUCGCUUGAGCACUGGAAAUUUUGUCAUCGAUUUGGCAGCAUCUCCGAAGCAAGCACUGCAUUCCCGCCAGAAAGCCAUUGAUAUUCUGAAAAAGAAGCCUCUGGAGAAGGCCAAUCCCAAUUUUAUCAAGUAUCGUGGCACGGAAACUGGGAAAAAGCGGGCAUUGGAAGAGAUUCAAACUAAGGAAGCCACUGAAAAUGGAAAUCUAUCGAAGAAGCAGAAACUAGACCAAGAAGAUCAAGCUCGCAAGGAUCGCAUCAAAGCAAUUAUGGAUGCUAGCUCUUCUCACACAGAUCUAAUCCAAGCUCACGAGGACGAAGAGCAGGAAAAGUAUUUCAAGGAUCUCGAGCGGAAGGAAGCAAUGGAGGAGAAAAUGAUGAACACCUUCAAGGUGGAAUGCAAGGCUGUGAUAUGCGUUCAGUGCAAGUAUAUUGCCUUCUCGGCGGCGGACCGUUGCAAGGAGGAACGCCACGAACUGAAAGUUCGCGAUGCCGAGAAGCGGUUCUUCAAGUGUGGCGAUUGUGGUAAUAGAACAGUAUCCCUGCACCGUUUACCCAAAACUAGUUGCAAAAACUGUCAAAGCUCUCGAUGGGAGCGCUGCGCCAUGAUGCGGGACAAAAAGGGACCGAACAUUGGAACGGCGUUGUCCAUUCGAGGCGAUGAGGAGACAUUUUUGGGAAGCUGCGCAAAUAGUGCCAAUUUGAAUUUGUUGGUUCCGGAUGAAAGUUAAAUUA